Molecule: messenger RNA, 899 nt
Organism: Microplitis demolitor
Lineage: Eukaryota; Metazoa; Arthropoda; Insecta; Hymenoptera; Braconidae
Product: protein dimmed
Exons: 5
Coding region: 109-831 (240 amino acids)
Biological process (GO): developmental process; regulation of transcription by RNA polymerase II
Molecular function (GO): protein dimerization activity; DNA-binding transcription factor activity, RNA polymerase II-specific; RNA polymerase II transcription regulatory region sequence-specific DNA binding
Source: RefSeq, a predicted model, not a curated record
GAAUUUUUUGUGUGUAUGGAUUAUUUUUAAAUAUUUUUUAUAGUGAACUAUGAGUAUUUGAAAACUGUGAAUAAUAAAUAAUUGUGAUAGGCUGUGAUUUAUUUAAAUAUGGCGUCUCAUUUGGCUUAUAAUUAUGAAGAACGUGGACAUCGCAUUAGUUCAAGGCAUCGAGUUAUUCCGGCUUCAAAUAAGCCCGCCGAUUCUAUUUGUGCAAACACAAGAUAUUACGUAGGGAAUGGAGGUGGAGGAGGUGGUAGUGAUAUUAGUGAAGAAGAUCUUACAGAUUUACCAUCGUGUGCCUAUGCAGGUCGAGCGACGCAACACGUGGCGGCUCAUGCUUCACCCCAUAGCCAUACACACUUGCCCUUACAAUAUAAUAUACCGCUGUCAACACAAGAUCAUAAUGAUAAUGAAUUAAAUGGAUUUGAAGAAGGAUAUUAUCCAAAUGGUAGCCCAUAUAGAAUCCAAAGGAAUGCGGCAAAUAUUCGCGAACGUCGGCGGAUGCUAAGCAGCAUAAACUCGGCUUUCGACGCGUUAAGGGGCCACGUGCCGACGUUUCCAUACGAGAAGAGAUUAUCAAAAAUUGAUACUUUACGAUUGGCAAUAGCUUACAUUGCGUUGCUGACGGAAGUUCUUAAAGUAAAAAAUGUUGAUCCUCUGACGUAUAUCGAGAUGUGUCUCAGAGGUGAGAUGAGCAGCGAACGUGCGGAAUGGAAUACAAGUGAUCUUAUGGCUCGGCUGGCAUGGAUAAAUUGGGAAAAUCUCGGCGUUAAUCCAAACCGACGAUCCUCUCUUACCACACUCACUUUCACUGCCGACAAUUUAAAUUGAGUAUUAAUAAAAAAAAAGAAGCUGAAAAUAUUUUUUUUUUUCGUUUAUGAUUUGCAUUGUAAAUAAUA